CCUUUUUUGGAGGAUUUGUUGGCUAAAAUUGGUUCGCUCAACGAACGCUUCAACGGCAUUAUUUCCCGGCCAAUUCUCUUUCUCUCUCAUUCCCAAACAAAAUUCUCUCUAAUCAAUUCUCUCUAAUCCAUUUUUGGGUCUAAUCUCACUAACCCAAACUCUAAUUUUCUCUCAAUUUCUCUUCCUCUUCUCCUUCUCUGUGUCAAUUUUCCAUUCUCAUUUCUUUUGGGGUUUCAAUUUUUUUACUUUCCAUCUAAAGUUCUUUCCUUUUUUUGUACCCAUUUAGGGUUAGGGUUCGUGGGAGUUAUUGGGGGUACUGGAUCGUGUGGAUGUAUAUUUAGAGGAAGAAUAUCGAUCCCUCAGGCGAAGAUCUGAGGCUUUGGUUUCUUUUUCUUUUUUCUGUUUUAGAAAUUUGAAAAUUGGAAAAUGAGUGCUUCGAGGUUCAUAAAGUGCGUUACUGUUGGGGAUGGAGCUGUCGGAAAGACUUGUCUUCUUAUCUCCUACACCAGCAAUACUUUCCCUACGGAUUAUGUGCCAACUGUUUUCGACAAUUUCAGUGCAAAUGUGGUUGUGAAUGGAAGCACUGUUAACUUGGGAUUGUGGGAUACAGCCGGACAAGAGGAUUAUAACAGGUUAAGACCCUUGAGUUAUCGCGGGGCCGAUGUGUUUAUACUGGCAUUCUCUCUCAUUAGCAAAGCUAGCUAUGAAAAUGUUUCCAAAAAGUGGAUUCCUGAAUUGAAGCAUUAUGCACCUGGUGUCCCGAUCAUUCUUGUUGGAACAAAGCUUGACCUUCGAGAUGACAAGCAGUUCUUUAUCGACCAUCCUGGCGCUGUUCCAAUUACUACAGCUCAGGGAGAGGAACUUCGAAAGCUUAUCGGUGCACCUGCUUACAUCGAAUGCAGCUCGAAAACACAGCAGAAUGUGAAAGGAGUCUUUGAUGCAGCCAUAAGAGUUGUCCUUCAACCGCCGAAACAGAAGAAAAAGAAAAGCAAAGCACAAAAGGCUUGCUCCAUAUUGUGAUUUGAAAGAAUAGGUGUAAAGAGACGACAACAACAACAACAACAAUCUUCGAGUUCUGCCUCUCUAUUCCACACCAUUUCCUCUCCCCUCUCACCAUUUUUUCUUUUUAACAUUUUUACUGUUUAAUUCAGAAGAAGAAGUAGGAGUUCAUGAAUGGUAUUGUCCACUUUUACAAUCUUUUUAUGAAACUCUUAAAGAAGAAGAAGAAGAAGAAUAAGAAGAAGCAUAUCAGUCUGUUAUAAAUGGUGUUUUGCUUUUUCUUGGAAUUAUUGUGGUUCUCCUCACUCUUGUUUAGUAGCAUGGUUUGCUUAUAUAUUUAUAUUAAAUUCAGGUUUUUAUUGUUUUA
Messenger RNA from Cannabis sativa, 1366 nucleotides. Its product is annotated as rac-like GTP-binding protein ARAC1. NCBI's taxonomy places the organism in Eukaryota, Viridiplantae, Streptophyta, Magnoliopsida, Rosales, Cannabaceae. Gene Ontology annotation, biological process: small GTPase-mediated signal transduction; actin filament organization; regulation of cell shape. Gene Ontology annotation, cellular component: plasma membrane; cytoskeleton; cell cortex. The coding region runs from base 427 to 1020 and encodes 197 amino acids. The record is from RefSeq and is a predicted model, not a curated record. The transcript is spliced from 7 exons. Gene Ontology annotation, molecular function: GTP binding; GTPase activity; protein kinase binding.